Molecule: messenger RNA, 1503 nt
Organism: Cucurbita moschata (crookneck pumpkin)
Lineage: Eukaryota; Viridiplantae; Streptophyta; Magnoliopsida; Cucurbitales; Cucurbitaceae
Exons: 12
Coding region: 56-1366 (436 amino acids)
Cellular component (GO): mitochondrion
Molecular function (GO): protein binding
Source: RefSeq, a predicted model, not a curated record
GCUUUGAUUUCAAUCGCUCUCUCUCUCUCUCUCUCUGGCCAUUUCUCUGAUAGCUAUGAUUCGCGUCGCCGUUCAGCUGUCAAAAACCACUGCGGCGGUCGUUCGAACUGCAGGACUGGGCUCCAGCUCCCGCUUCGAUCUUCUCUCCUCUCCAUCUUCCUCAUGGUUAGCUUCACCGUUGAGAUCACUUUACGUUGGAAUAGACCGUCCGAAUGCGAGCCCGGUCUCUUGUCAGAUGAUUAAUUAUGCUCUGUCUCACGCUAGGUCUCAGAAAUCAGACGAAUCGUACGCACAAGGUCGUCUGGUUCUGGAGCAGUGCCUCUCUGCUCAGUCGAGUGAAGGCCAAGAUGCCGAUAACUCUAGGGGAGCGGUAUUACUUGCCAUGUCUACCUUGUUUGCUGAAAGAGGUGAUAUUCACGACGCUAUAGAUAAGCUUCAACGAGUUGAGGAUUUAGCACAUUGCUCUCUAGAUAUUAGAGUUGCUGCUCUUGAAGCACUUGCUGGACUUCAUCUCGAACUAAACCUGGAUGAUUCUUCAUCAGAUAUCGCAGAUAAAUGCUUAAAACUAUUUGAAAAUAGCAAGGUUGCUGAUGAUGGAAAUUCUGGCGUUCUGAGAGCUCGUGUUAAAGCUGUAAAGGGGCUGGUUGAGCUUGUAAAAAAUAACCUUGAUGCAGCUGAAUCGUUAUUUGAAGGGUUUCAAACUAUUGAAAGAUGUGCUGGUAGUGCUGCAUUUGCAUAUGGAGAAUUCUUAGUUGCCUCACAGAAUUUUUCAUCAGCAAAAGAGGUGUAUCAAAGAGUAAUUGAAGUGGGAUCCGAAGUCCAAGAUUUGAGUGAGCAAUGUGCUUUAGCUGGUGGUAAGAUGUCUCCAAUGGAAGUGUUAGUGGCUGCGACUUGUGCUUUAGGGCAGCUUGAGGGGCACUUGGGGAAUUUUUCUGAAGCCGAGGAUAUACUGACAAACGCGUUGACCAAAGCAGAAGCAUAUUUUGGAUCUCACCAUCCCAAGGUUGGAGUUGUCUUAACCUGCAUAGCACUCAUGUAUCGAUACAAAGCAAAGAAGGAGCAUUCGAGUUCACUUUUGAUUCAGGAGGGACUCUAUAGGAGAGCAAUGGACUUGAUGAAAGUUUCACCAGAAGGCACGGGAGAACAAGUAAAGGUGGACAGAUGUGACAUUGCAAAUAUCGCCGGAGGUGCGUACGCGGAGAUACUUGACGUCCAAAAGAAUAGAAAGGCUGAAGGACAGAUGAUGAGGAAAUGGUCGGAACUUGCUUGGAAGAAUCGUAGGAUAUCACUGGAAGAGGUACUAGACAUAGCUCAGCCGCCUUCCAAGGUGCCUAUUAUCGAUACUCGACUCUGUAGGCUUAUUUAAUUUGCAAUAUUUUCGAGUUCUGGUUGUUAUGCAUCUUUAUAGAAGACAAGAGGGUGAGCACAUUCUCUAGGCUGACAAUGUUGUGUAAUUUACUCAUGAAGUACAAGAACUUGAAGAAUGUAGAAUUCUCUGAUACA